AUGAAGUUGUUCUGCCAAUUUGGGGCUUUGGCAUUCUUGUGCCUUGCCCAAUGGGCACAGGGCAGGAUCUUGCCCACUGAUUCGGCAAACACGGUUCGAUUUGAGAUCAAUUUAACAUGGGAAGAUUGGCAUGAUGCUCCCGGUGCACCCAGGAAAAUGAUCUUUACCAAUGGUCAAAUCCCAGGCCCUGAGCUUCGGUUGAAACAAGGUGAUAACGUUGAAUUCUAUGUCAGCAACAACCUUCCUUACGCGACCACAGUCCACUUCCACGGGAUUGACCAAAUAGGGACACCAUGGUCCGAUGGUGUUCCGGGUUUGUCGCAGAAGCCUAUCCCGGCCGGCGGAAAUUUUCUGUACAAAUGGGUCGCAACGCAAUACGGAAGCUACUUCUACCACGCCCACACCCGGGGUCAAAUCGAAGAUGGUCUCUAUGGACCGAUCUAUAUCAGCCCCGACAAUUCGGUUCAGAAAUCAUUCCACUUGAUUACCAAGAACACAACGGAGCUGCGACAGAUGGAAAGGGCCGAAAAGCGGACCUCCCCUGUGAUGCUUUCCGACUGGCGUCAGUUGACAUCGGAGGAGCUGUGGAACGCCGAGAAGGCCAGCGGACGCGACGCUUUUUGCUCCAAUGCGCUCAUGAUCAACGGCAAGGGGUCUAUCAACUGUUUGAGCAGAAAUGCGCUCAACGAGUAUACCACUGCCGCACAGAAAAUAGUCCUUGGAAAACAGACUCUGACUGAUAUUGGAUGCUUACCUCCCUCGAAUACAGUCGCGGAGGGCACUUAUGCUCACAACCUGAGUGCUAUUCCACCCACCGUCUUUUUUGGAUGCAAGUCACACCAAGGCCCUAGCGAAGUGUUUACGGUUGACCCGAUUCACGGCUAUGUGAGCUAUGAUCUGAUCAGCUCCGCCGGUGUUGCGACCCUGAUGUUCUCCAUCGACGAGCACAAGAUGAUUGUUUACGCUGUUGAAGGACAGUAUGUGGAGCCAGUGGAGGUGGAUGCCAUCACAUUGACAAAUGGAAACCGAUACUCAGUCAUGGUGAAGCUUGACAAGCCAUUAGGUGACUACUCAGUUCGCCUGGUGAACUACGGCGUCAACCAGAUUCUCAACACUACCGCAACCUUCAGGUACGAGACACAUCAUGCGCCUUGCCCAAAAAUGAAAAACGGUCCCUCGAAGCCAUCCAUCAGCAUCACUGGAUCAAACACCACCGCCGAAACAGUCAUCCUCGACGAGUCAACAAUCAUUCCAUACCCAUCAUCUUCUCCUUCUCAUCACGUCGCCCAAACCCUUGUUCUGAGAAUCGGCCACUACCACACUUCCUACCGUUGGACACUGGGCAAUUCCAGCUAUGCACUCUCCCUCGAGCAAGCCCGUCCCCUCCUCUUCUACCCCAACAGCUCAGUCGCGCACAGUGACCUGACCGUGCACACAAAGAAUAAUACCUGGGUGGAUUUCAUUUUCUAUGUAUACGAGCCACUGCAACCACCCCACCCCAUCCACAAGCACUCGAACAAAUACUAUGUCAUUGGCCAGGGGCAAGGCGUUUGGAACUACACUUCCGUGGCGGAGGCCAUGGAGCACAUCCCCGAGAGCUUCAACCUCAAGAACCCCCAGUACAGGGAUACGUUUGCGACUCCUCCUGCCGCAACGGGGCCGACGUGGAUGGCCAUCAGAUACCACGUUAUCAAUCCCGGAGCGUUUCUGAUGCACUGCCAUAUUCAGGUUCAUCUUAGUGGUGGUAUGGCAGUUGCGCUCCUUGAUGGUGUUGAUAAGUGGCCGAUUAUUCCGGAGGAGUACAGACUUGCCGAGAGCAUGGCGGAAAAUAACGACACGAAGUGA
Messenger RNA from Penicillium cinerascens, 1845 nucleotides. Its product is annotated as multicopper oxidase. Gene Ontology annotation, molecular function: copper ion binding; oxidoreductase activity. The coding region runs from base 1 to 1845 and encodes 614 amino acids. The transcript is spliced from 2 exons. The record is from RefSeq and is a predicted model, not a curated record. Lineage: Eukaryota; Fungi; Ascomycota; Eurotiomycetes; Eurotiales; Aspergillaceae.